This is a messenger RNA of Bemisia tabaci, 2364 nucleotides long. Its product is annotated as MIF4G domain-containing protein. Gene Ontology annotation, molecular function: protein binding; translation activator activity; RNA binding. The record is from RefSeq and is a predicted model, not a curated record. Gene Ontology annotation, biological process: regulation of translational initiation. NCBI's taxonomy places the organism in Eukaryota, Metazoa, Arthropoda, Insecta, Hemiptera, Aleyrodidae. Gene Ontology annotation, cellular component: cytosol.
CGGCGGAGCAUUCCGGCUCGACAGCGACGCGACGUUGGACGAGUCGACGUUUCGUUCCGUGCCCCCGGUGGACAUGCCGCUCGCGACCCGCGUAGCUCCAGCCGCGAGAGAGCCCUGAAACCUGAAAACCGCCCCGAAAUCAGUCUCGCCCAUGUGAUUCACGUGUCGCACAGUCCCGGUUUCAAGUGUCUCUAGAGAUGGAAUAGUGAUCCGAAGGAUUUUUGUGUAGGCACAAGUUAGAAAGGCGCACGGGCAGAACGAAACGAUCGACAAUGAUGACAGGAGCGCGGACUGAUUCUCGGCGACACUAACUCCGACUCGACGAAUUCGAAAGCGAGAAAACGAACGUGUGGUCAUUUGGCUUGGUCAUUUGACUUAUCGACGGCUGAGCCGAAGUGACGUCACUCAUGAACAUGAACCUGCAGCACUCGGCCUCGGCCAGCGCGGCCUUCGCUGGCUACAGCGAGGACCCCCGCGGCGCCCCCAACCAGCACCACCCCCAGCACCACCACGGCCACCACGGCCACCACCACAACCCCGCCAAGCAGAUGAACUACGCCUUGAGCAGGCAGCGCAGCUUCCACGCCAGGAGCUCGCUCCAGUACAACAACUCGCAGCAGAUGCUUUUGCACCCCAACCAGGGCAAAGAGAAUAAAAGGACAGUUAAUAUGCCGCUCAAGAAGCAGACAAUGGAAAUCUACAGACCGCCAAAUGUUCGAGAGGAGCCCAGAAAUGGAAAUGGACGAGGUUCUUUUGAAGCAGGCACCAAACUAAAUGUUCAUGCCAAAGAAUUCACCAUGUCUCCACCAUUGCAAAACUCUAAAUCAAGUGGUAAUUUGCAUCAGAUCAUGAACAAUGGGUCAGUGCCUGUUUCAGUGUCUUUCCAGUCAAACCGACUUCAACACUCAAAGUCAAGUGGUAAUGUGCUGCACACUACUUCUCAUGUGCAACCACAGAGCCCUCCUCUGAAAGUGCACUUUGCUCCGGUAGAAAAAAAAGGCGACACAAACAACAAUUACUCCAAGCCAUCCUACAAUCAGAUCCAGGCCUCAGUGCAGAACGGGCAGUUGUAUAACGUUCCUGAUCACUUGCGGUUAAAACGAUCGAAAAGUAUGAACGAUGCAUUGAAAAAAUCAACAGAUAUCAGCGAUCUGGGACCAUUACCUUCUGAUAUACACUCUCUUAUUCAAAAAGCUAGUCUGAAUCCGAAUGAUUUAAGUCAACGGCAUUUAAUGAGUUCAGCAAAAUUUCUAGUCGAAAAAGCGGUUGAAAAUCGAGAAUAUUCAAACGCGGCCGCUAAAAUUUGUGCUACAAUAAUAGAGAAAUCAAGAACAGAAACUUUUGUUGAUUCUCUAUUCAACACUUGUCAAUUCAUCUUCAAAGAGCGUGAAAAGCUUUUGCGAACGGCACCAUCCAAGUAUCCAGCGUUUUUGGCCUUCUUGUACGAAUUGUACACCCAAAUGAAAAGCAGAGAGCCGAAACUCAAAACAGCCUACAGCAAUCUCCGAACUUUGACACUCAUCGCAUCGUGUCUCCUCGACUUCCUCAACCAAGGUGUCAUGAAGGUCAACAGCGAAGUUGAAAGCUUAUUUUUUGUUUUCAGCUCCAUUGGGCAAGAUUUGGAAGUAUUUUUACCAAAUAAGCUCAAUGAGAUAAUGGACCAGAUGCGCAUUCAAUUUUUAAAGCAAACCACUUCGCCUAGUUUUCGGAAAACUUUGCUGCAAAUGAUCGAACUAAGAGCAAGCAAGUGGGCUCUUCCAGUUGAAAGUAUUAUUUACUACUAUCCUAGCAAUAGCCAAAAAAAGUAAAACUGCCGUUCUCAGUUAAAGCAACUGAUUCCCAACUGAGUCCUUAAUUGACAAACAUUUUUUAGUUGGCUCAAAUGUAAAAAGAUAUCAACAAAGAAGGCAAUUUCUUAUUUUGAUUUAACGUUCUUAAUUCAAAAUUUCAUCGCAGAACUUUCCUGCUUUCUGAAAGGUUUUUUCAUACUUUUGACAGUAAAUUGUUUGCUUUGUGUUUUGCUUUAAAAAAUUGACUAUUUUUAAAUUCUGUAUCAGUGAAUUCUGAGAAACGUUUGACACAAGUAUGUAAAUCAUUUUUUUUAUUUCAAAGAUUCCACCAGAUUUUACUGUCACAAUCUUAUUAUUACUCAUGAUUGAUUUGUAAUGAUGAAUUUUUUUAUAAAUUUUAAAGAAGAAACAAAUAUUGAAAUAAUGAUCAAAUUCAUUAUCUCUUUGCUCCAUUCGCUCAGCACUAUGAAAAAAUUAUAUGAAUAUGUACCAGGUACAUAUUUUUGAACUUUUAAUACCGCCAAAGGGCAGGAAGGAAAAUUUAAAAGGUGUGUAAAGAUAUCUUUUAGGCAAA